Pieris brassicae (large cabbage white) is the source of this 1344-nucleotide messenger RNA. It is a transcript of the gene ppk9, whose product is annotated as sodium channel protein Nach-like. The coding region runs from base 1 to 1344 and encodes 447 amino acids. The record is from RefSeq and is a predicted model, not a curated record. The transcript has 10 exons. Gene Ontology annotation, cellular component: membrane. Gene Ontology annotation, biological process: sodium ion transmembrane transport. Lineage: Eukaryota; Metazoa; Arthropoda; Insecta; Lepidoptera; Pieridae. Gene Ontology annotation, molecular function: ligand-gated sodium channel activity.
AUGCUGCUAAAAAACAUUGGUGCUAAAAGUAAAGAUUAUCUGGUUUUAUUUCUGAAAACCUCAUCCAUACACGGUUUGAAUCAUUUAGUAGCUCCACGAAGACAUACAUGUGAAAUAUGUCUCUGGGUAUUGGUUUUAAUAACUUCGAUUUUUGGAUCGAUAUACCUAUCUCAAACCACUUGGUUAAGAUACCAGUCAUCACCUACUGUGGUCUCUAUGGAUCGUGACAUGUAUGCCUGGAAUACAACCUUUCCCUGUGUCACCAUCUGCAACGAUAAGAAGGUUGAUCCAGCUAAGCUUGAACAAUUCCUACAGUCCCGAGAUGUUAAAGACAGAGGAGAACUUAAGGCUUUUUUGUUGGCUUUAGCUAAUGCAUCAUUCACAAACUUUGAAACCAUUCCAAUUUAUAAAGAUGUGGACCCGACGCAGUACCUUGACAUACUUCUAAGAAUAUCAACAGGGUUUAAACCUAGCUUGACAAUCGGAGUGCUGGGAAGAGAUUUAGAAAUCAUACCAACAAUCACAGAGAUGGGCCUGUGCUAUGCGAUCAAUUCUAAAGUUGCAGUAUAUAAUUCUCCAAAUUACUUAAAGGCAAACCGAUGGGACAUGAUCAAAGAUCAGAACGAUACUCUCAUGGUUCAUCCACUGGAUGGAGAAGUGUUUGCGCACAUCAUGAACAUAUCCUCUUAUUAUGUUUACAUCCACGGGCCAUUGGAAGGGCCAGACAUUGCGAGCAAGUUCCAGCAUUCUGCUGAGAUGUUUUAUAUGAAAAUUUACGUAACAGCUAUAACUGUGUACACGUCUCCCCAGGCUGCCAGUCUAACAAUCGGACAGAGACGCUGUCGCUUCGCGCAUGAAAAUAACCUUACGCAUUUCGCGGUAUAUUCGUACACCUAUUGCAAGAUGGAGUGUCGUGCGCGCCUCUGUCUCAAGUACUGCAAAUGUUUACCAUACUUCUACAGAGUUAUUGGCGAUGAAAAAAUUUGCGACGUUGAAGGAUUGCAUUGUUUAGCGAAACAUAAAGAUGCUUUGUAUAAAUUACGUGAUAACAGAGGAAACAAGAUAAGUUGUGGCUGUUUACCGAUAUGUGAGGAUGUGAACUACGUCAUACAGUCAAAUGAUAUACAAGAAUGGUUUUUAGGGACAAACCUGCAGUGGGGUAUCGCAAGUUAUCCUCGCAUGAGGUAUCGCAGGGAUAUUAUUUUCGGAUUCACUGAUCUUCUAGUGGCGGUGGGUGGGAUGGCUGGACUGUUUCUAGGCUGUAGUGUCCUCAGCUUCCUGGAGAUUAUUUACUUUUUAACCCUACGAUUGUUCUAUUACACUCGCACUAAUAUACGUAAUUAA